Rhipicephalus microplus (southern cattle tick) is the source of this 4845-nucleotide messenger RNA. RefSeq names its product tyrosine-protein phosphatase non-receptor type 11. Lineage: Eukaryota; Metazoa; Arthropoda; Arachnida; Ixodida; Ixodidae. Gene Ontology annotation, biological process: positive regulation of ERK1 and ERK2 cascade; protein dephosphorylation. Gene Ontology annotation, cellular component: cytoplasm. The record is from RefSeq and is a predicted model, not a curated record. Gene Ontology annotation, molecular function: non-membrane spanning protein tyrosine phosphatase activity; cell adhesion molecule binding; receptor tyrosine kinase binding.
UUACUGAAACAAACGCCAUUAACGUGCUGCUAAACGAUGUCGCUUUGCAUUGACUACAGUGACUGCAAGCCGAGAUUUCACGCCCAUCUAACGGAAAAGUUUGUGCCGCUUUGAUUGAACAGCGCGGCCAUGUCGGCGCGAAGCCAUGGGCGAUGGUUUCAUCCCAACCUUUCCGGUCUGGAAGCUGAACAGAUCCUGCUGGACCAAGGAUGCGAUGGGAGCUUCCUGGCGCGCCCCAGCAAGUCCAAGAAAGGAGACUUCACAUUGUCCGUCAGGAGGAAUGGUGUGGUGACGCAUAUCAAGAUUCGCAACACGGGCGACUACUAUGACCUGUACGGGGGUGAGAACUUUGCCACUUUGGCUGAAUUGGUUCAGUACUACAUGGAGAACCAAGACCAACUCAAGGAGCGCAAUGGGGAGAUCAUUGAACUCAAGUACCCGCUCAUCUGUGCUGAUCCCACCACUGAGAGAUGGUUUCAUGGCCCACUCGUGGCCAAAGAAGCAGAAAGGCUCCUUCUGGAGAAAGGCAAGAAUGGCAGCUUUUUGGUUCGGGAAAGUCGAAGCAAGCCAGGUGACUACGUGCUCUCUGUUCGGACUGAAGACAAGGUGACUCACUUCAUUGUUCGCUGCCAGGAAGGAAAAUUUGAUGCCUGUGGUGGCGAGAAGUUUGACAGCCUGAGUGAACUGGUGGACUUCUAUCGUAAGAACCCAAUGGUAGAGACUACGGGUACGGUGGUGCACCUCAAGCAGCCUUUCAAUGCCACCCGCAUCAAGGCGUCCACCAUUGAAAACCGCGUCAAGCAGCUCUCCAAGGAGAAUGGUCAGAACAGCGGGAAGGCAGGCUUCUGGGAGGAGUUUGAGCAUUUGCAGCAACAAGAGUGCAAGAACCUCUAUAGUCGGAAAGAUGGACAGAGGCCUGAGAACCGGGCCAAGAACCGCUACAAGAACAUACUGCCAUUUGACGCGACACGAGUGCACCUGCAAGAUGUGGAUCCUGAUGCCCCAUGUUCAGACUAUAUCAAUGCAAACUACAUCAAGGUAGACGACGAUACAAUUUUUGAUGGCCAUAGCAAAGUGUACAUAGCAACACAAGGCUGCCUGCAGAACACUAUAAGUGACUUCUGGUCCAUGGUCUGGCAAGGAAAUACAAGGGUGAUUGUAAUGACUACCAAGGAAGUUGAAAGGGGAAAGCCCAAAUGUGUGCGGUACUGGCCAGAUGAAGGCCAGACGAAAGAGUAUGGAAAAUACUGCUUGCAGCACAUUGCUGAGUCAUCCAAUGCAGACUACACUUUGAGAGAGUUUGCCAUGUCAAGAAAUGGUGAGGAUGCACAUCACUCCCAGUGUGAGACGAGGAGUGUCUUCCACUACCACUUCACGGCCUGGCCUGACCACGGAGUGCCAUCUGAUCCUGGCUGUGUCCUCAACUUUCUGCACGAUGUGAACCAGCGGCAAGAAUCCAUGCCUGAUGCCGGACCUAUUGUGGUGCACUGCAGUGCUGGGAUUGGCCGUACUGGCACAUUCAUCGUCAUUGACAUGAUUGUCGACCUCAUCAAGAAGCAAGGGCUGAGCUGCGAGAUUGACAUACAGCGGACAAUUCAGAUGGUGCGCAUGCAGAGGUCUGGCAUGGUACAGACUGAGGCCCAAUACAAGUUUGUUUACUUGGCUGUGGAACACUACAUUGAGACAUUGCAGCAGCGAAUGCAGGCUGAACAGAAGAGCAUCAUGUUGGGCCGAGAGUACACCAACAUCAAGUACUCUGGGGAGCUGCCAGCCACUGCAGUGGAGAGUGCUCAUGGUCGGGGGGCACCGACGACAGCAGCAGCAGUGCCUGCUCCUCUGGACAGCAGCAGCUGCAAAAAGCCUGCCGUGCUUCCCCGCUCAUUUCUCACAGACAGUGUGCCCAAGCCACCUACAGAAGUUCCCCGGCAGAUGUAUGAGAACAUUCCACUGCAAGAGAGGAAGUCGCCCGUGGGACCAGCUUGUGUGCCUCCACCAAAAAAGUCGUGACAGCAUUUAUUUCCAUAGUUCUGGCCACAAGGAGCACCAUGGAUGAUGACACUAGUGUCUGCCCUUCCAUCCAGCCGCUGCCACUUAAAGGGACACUAGAGAGAAAGACCCUUUCAAAAUACCAAGCUUUUAGAGGGUAAGCAGGGCAAUUUAAUGUCACAGACAUAGUUUCUGAUCAGUAAAAAUUGUCUUCUGCUGAAGCCAGAGACUUCACAUUUCAUUGUGCUCAAAUGCAAAAAAAGCACUUUGAUAUCCAUCAUUAUGCGAGAUUUCAGCGGGAAAUUUAAAAGUGAAACCUGCUGUAUUAUCUAUUAGUGAACCUAUGGUGGUGAAAUUACACUACAGUUUUCAAAGUAUCAUUUAUUGGUAAUUUACCAUUUCACUUUAGUGUCCCUUUGAGUCUGCAUUGUACACAAGGCCUCUUCUGCUUAAUUUGCAAACCAAUGUGAUAGUGGGACUAGGGCCUCCUUGUGUGAUGCACCUUUGUUUGUAUAAGUACAAAUCAAUAUUGAUGCUGAUUACUGUUCAACUUGUUAAUGAAAGUGGCAUCUACAUGCUGGUGCAGAAGCUUGAUGAACUUGAUUGCACUGCUUUAGGACAGCUUGCCUCCCUCACAGCUUUCGAUAGAACGGCCAGCAGCAUGCAAAUUGAUGGUGGGCUUGCAAUGCUGACGAACAUGAGUGAACUUGUUACCAUUUUUCAAACACACUUGUUGUUCCAAGGGCAUUUUGAAACACUUGAAACUAGACAAGUGAAGACCACACUUUCUUUUGUUAACUUGGGUAUCAGAACAUUCAGAAAAAGAUUUUCUUAAAAAAUCUGACAUAACGUUGCCACCCGAAAUCAGCAUUUUAUUCGCCACUAAUACACACCUGCUCGUCUGAAAGGUUCACAUGGGAAGCCAUGUCAUGAGGCGUUGCAGGCGAGUGUCACACAUGAAGCCAUGACUGGUUGCCGAUAUACAAAGUCCAGGAGAAGGGGCCAAGCAAAAAUAUUGGAAGGAGAUGGGCUGCUGCUUUCACUAUUAAAUAGCAAAAUCAACCACCAUGUUCAUGUUGAAGGAGCAACAAACCCCCCAGAGCCAUUCGGUCGACUGCUGCGUAAGUUUCUAUGUAGGCAUGUGCAGAGCUUCGUAUAGUAAUUAAAAAACAGAACUCCUGGUGCAUUCACUUCACACAACUUGAAGGCUUUCUUUCCUGCUCUUCAAAAGCUUUCUGCACCUCACGUGGUUUGACGAAGCUAUGAUGUCAUGUGAUGUAAUCACGUGGAGUUUUAAUGACGCCAUUAUUUUGGAGAUCUGUGAUAUCAACACGGGACGCCAAAGCCGAUGGUGUGUUUAAUUAAACAUCUCACUAGAUGCAAUAAGGUUACAGAGUGCGCCCGAAGAGAAACCCAUCUGUGUCGAAAUUAAAAGAUCAGUGCAGUUUUUACUUAAUCCAAGAUUAACUCAUUGAAUUGAGUUGAGUUUUAUGAUAGCUUCACUGAUCCAAGUCAGUAACAACAUUGCACCCUAUGGCUACCUGUUGGAGAAUGGAAAUUUGUUUGUUACAUUGGUAAAUUCCAAAAACUUGUUUUGGUAGAUUGAGUUUUAACUGUAUUGCAUACUGAAAUCUGCAUUAGUAGUAAAGCAGCUGCGGUUUUCAAUACUCUUAGGUGUAGAUAAUAAAACUAUGGAAGGGCUGCUCCAAUUGCUUCAAACUGCUCCAAAAGAAAAUCGCUGCUCUAAACAGCAUUUUUUUAGUAAUCGCUUCAGAAUGACACUUUGGGGAGGAGGAUGACCAACUGUUUAACCAACUCACAAGUUCUAAAGAAACUGAAACGAACCAGUGUGCUACUAGUGUGCGCCAUUGUCGGGUCUAAUCUCAUUUAUGUGAAAAGCAAAUGACUCAUUUGGCUGUUUUUUCUCAGCUAGAUAUGCAGGUUAAUAUGGUAAAAUUAGCAGUACUGGCUCUUGUCUCAUACCAAUUAUCUAUUUGGCAACAGUUACAUAGUGCUGUGGUUACUUCUAAAACGUGGCACUCAGCUUUUCCGGUUUGAUUUGAUUUCUUCAACAAAUACUAGUAUUUUGAAUUAUAGCUCAUUUCACAGCACAUUUUUGACAACCUGUCAUUGUUUAGUACAUGAAAUUCACAUUGAUUGUUGUCUGUUAAAUAUAUUUAGUCAGAAAUAAUGAUAUUUACGAAAUGCUUAGACAAUGCACUGAACUCCGAUUAAUUUAUGGUAAAUGUAAUAUCUGCUUCAAAACUAAGAAGACACUUCCAUCACUGCAUAUGUCUUACUAAAGUUAAUUGUAAUAAGCGAAAACAUGCAAGAUAUUGGCCCAAACACGCUGCGUGGGCUACAGCUUGAGCAGGUGCCAAGAUUUGUUGCCAUAGUAUAAGAAUUCUCCUAGCAAGCUCAGUAUCACAAAGUUACCCUGAAAUCAUGGAAUAAUUCAGUGCCUCCUCUAUUUUUUCUUUGCCUGUUGCUUCAUGCCAGUUUCCAUUGCUCCGUGCCUGGCGGUCUGUUUCUCCAAGUCACCACGUGGUGGCAUCAGGUUAUUACCCUCUCGCACAGUCUCUCUUUGCCUGACUCCUAUGUGAAAAUGACGCGCAGCCAAUUCUGAUUUUAUGCAAUAUAUCGUUGACUCGCAUUUGGUAAUUCCUAAUUUCCCUGUUUGUUUAUGAUAGCAUAUCACAAAUAAGAGCGUCUUAAAGGUGUCUCACCGUUUUAACGUAAUCGGAGCUCGAAGGAGAAUGCCAUGCUAACGACGCGAUCAAUGCCGAUCAAAAUAUUGAAGGUUGAAGUAGUAAAACAAAACAGAGCAAUUUUAUAUAUACAAGAGGAAAAUGUAAGAAA